AUGAAUGUUUUGGAAUAAUCAUUAAAAUAAAUAUAGGAACAGCAUUUCAAAGGUCAAUAUAGAAAAGCUUAUGAAUAACUUAAGCAAUUAGGGAGAGAUCUUGAAACUUAUGAUCCUUCUUUUUAAGUAUUUCAAAGAAGACCAUGCAACAUCGAAUUGUUAGCUGCAUUCUAUACUGAAUAUGGAAGUGUAGCUUUAAAGUUAAGUUUAUUGGAUAUCUCAAAAGAAUGUGUUCAAUGUGCUUUCUUUUAUCUUAAGGAUUUUGCAAAUAUCAAUCUAUUUAUAUUGAAUAUCCUUACUUAUCAGAGGAUCAAUUUCUGGCUCUGUCGGUACAAAAUUAUCCAUUAAAUAGAUUAGAUAUCUUGACUCAAUUCAUUUAUUAAAGAGACUUUUGAAUGUGGUGCCCAACUAACUCAUUCAUUAUAAAAUCGAGAUUUUUAUCAAUAUUGCCAAUUCUCAAAGAGCUUGGUGUAUUUAUGAUGAUGCUGAAAUCUCCAUCAAUUAAGCCGAAUAAUUGGCUAAUCUAUUAAAUCCAUCCCUGUAAAAUGAUUUACUAAAAACUAACAUUCUAUUUUUAAAAGCUAGACUUUAUAUGGAUACAGAUAGAAGCAAAUAUGGAUUAGAUUUUGCAUUAGAGUAUGUAAUUCAAAUGUUAAUUAGUUGUCAGUUGUUUACAGCAAAGAGAGAUGUUGUUGCCACGUGAUCAUCCUGAUAUUGCUAUUGCUAUGGAACUUGUUGCCAAAAUUAAUUUUAGUUAGAAUCUUGUCUAAGAAGCAUAAAAGUAUCAUGAUUAGGCCUAUAAGAUGAAGAUUAAGGCCUUUGGAUUACAUAACUUUGAAACUAUUGAUUCUAUUAAUGAAAAAGGUCGUCUCUUGCUUUCCUCGAAAAAGGUAUUCUGUUUUUAAUAAAUAAGGAAUAACAAGCUAUGUAUUACUUUUAAUUGAUAGGAGAAAUCAGUUAAGUACUCUUAGGCCCUCUUAAUUAAUAUCAAGCACUCUCUUAUAAUAAUCUAGGUUGUGCUUUAUUCAAUAUUGGAAAAUAUGAAUCAUCUAUUUAAUAACACUCUAAUGCAUUAUUCAUCUAUGAAAAAUUAUGUGGCUAUGAGCAUUCUAAAUUAGUGUUCUCAUUAAACUAAAUGGCAAAUGCCAAUAAAUUACUUAACAGACCUAAAGCAGCCUUUUUGAUUUGGAAGCGUUGUUAAACAAUCUUAGAGAAAAACCCACAAAUCAAUUCUAAAUAAUUGACUGCUAUCAAAUCUAGUUUAUAAGGAUUGUCUUUACAAGAAGAAGAUUGA
This is a messenger RNA of Paramecium sonneborni, 1294 nucleotides long. Lineage: Eukaryota; Ciliophora; Oligohymenophorea; Peniculida; Parameciidae. The record is from the annotation of a GenBank genome assembly.